This is a messenger RNA of Ruditapes philippinarum (Manila clam), 1488 nucleotides long. RefSeq lists its product as uncharacterized. The coding region runs from base 126 to 662 and encodes 178 amino acids. The record is from RefSeq and is a predicted model, not a curated record. NCBI's taxonomy places the organism in Eukaryota, Metazoa, Mollusca, Bivalvia, Venerida, Veneridae. The transcript has 3 exons.
UUGUUUAUUUUAUCUGUGUAUUUUUCUAUUUUAUUGUUCAGUAUCUGGACUAUGUUAAUGAGAUAUAACAUGCGAAUAGUUAAAGUGUUUAAACAAUGCCUGAAUAAUAUAUAUGUGAUUAAAUAAUGGGUUUCUAUAAGACAUGCGGAACGUUAUUUUGUGGAUUAAAACAUGACAUGCUUAAUUAUGCACCUUGCCCACCUCCAAUGAUGGAGUAUAUUAACUUUUACGAACAUGCAUUGAAAAGGAAUCUGAGUCACGUGGAAGUUUGUGACAUAUCCAGACGGUGCCGUUUGAAUGAAACUCUUGUCGACCAAAAAUGUAUCACAACAACAACAGGGACAACAAAUGAAUGCAAUGUCGUGUGUUUGAUAAUAAUUUUGAUACUUGUGUUCGUUCCCAUUAUAAUACGGAUUAUAAUGAUAUUAAGGAGAACAAAAUGUAGAAAUGAGAAUAUUAGAAAUGAACCGGAGCGACCAAUGGUGAAUAUCGCUACAAUCGACUGCAGGUACAAAAGUGACAAGGACUUGCAUACAUCAUCUUCAAGAGAACACAGAUAUACACCAGAUGAGGUAGGACAUAAGCCAGGGCAACACAAUUUAUUUACAUUGGAAAUUGAAGAUGAUGAAGAUGCUGAAGAUAUGUUUAUCACUCAUUUUUGACAUUCACUUUUCCACAAAAAAACCUGUACGAGGAUGGGUCAAUAUAUAAUGCAAUAGGAAGUAUAGUUUUUAAUUUAGCUCUUUAUUUUUGGGUUUAUAUAAACUAUGUUAUGCUUCAAAGUAUCUGUUUUUCAAUGAUAUCAAAACCAUGUGUGCAGUCAACCGAUUAAGAAUUUUAUUUACAUUUAAAUAUACCUUACACGAGUAGUUUCAUGUAAAAUAUGGCAUGUAAACGCUCAGUUAAAAGAUCUGAAAUACGGGCUUUUUUAAAAGCUCAAGCAAAAGUAGGAAAAUCUGCUAUAGAUGUUUUGAAUGGCAUUUGUUAUAUUCAUGACAACAGUGAAAUUCUUAUGCAACUGUUUCUGCGUUUCGAAGUGGUUGCAUACAUUUAAAAACGGACACACAUCAAUUAAAGAUGCAUAUUAGUCUAGUAGAAAACGCUUUAUAGUUACUGGCAAAACAUUCAUUAUGUCACGCCCAUCAUUGACAAAGAUGCAAGCCUUUCACUUACCCAGAUAGCCCAGAAAGAGAUAUCAAACAGGUCAAAUCAUAAUAUUCUAAAGAAGUACUGGAAAUUAAGGCGAAUAACUGACAGGUAGAAAACCCAUAUGCUAACAUCUGACCAGAAAAAGUAGCAAGUUAAAUCCGCUCGUGAAAAACGAGUAGCUGCCCACUAUAAUAUUCUCCAGACUUGGCACGCUGUGACUUUUUUACUCUUUCCUAGACGGACAAAACAACAACAACAACUGCAUCUUGCAAGUCAUAGUUACGUACAAGAGUAGAAAUGGACUUAGGUUGGUCAUUUGUGUUUCUCCAUCUAAAUGUG